GGAGGAGGAGCACCGGGAGAUCUGACGCAGUGUUCGCUGCUGCUGCUUCACUUCCACCUCCUGCUUCCAGGAAGACCUUCAGCGGCUCGGAAAGCCUCAGAAACGGGUGGAUCCAGGCGGACAGAGACCCAGAGGACAGGUUCUGGGAGCGAUGCGGACGGCCGCGGUGACCCGAGGACAACCGCGGCUCCGGGGGUCCGGUUCGGGCAGAGAUCCGGAGCUGUAGCGGCUCUGAUCGGCUCUCAUUGUGCGCGGAGUGGCGCAGGAGGAGAGGAUGCCUCCGCUGACACGCCUCCCGUUCCCGUCGACGCUCCUCAUUAUUUCCCGACUCGAAGUGGCUCUUCUCUCCUCUCUGAGGGGGGGUUCGUUGAUUUCUGAGGGACUCCGUCCACCAUGCAGCCCGCUCCAUGAGAACUCUGAAUGAAAACAAGGAGCAGCAGGAGGAGGGGGGGUCGGGCUGCAGCGCCAUGGAGGACAAGGAGAACAAGCUGAAGACGGCCAGGUUGUGGAGGGAUGCCGCCCUCCGCUCCAGGAAGCUGCGGAGCAACCUGCGCCAGCUCACCCUCUGCUCCAAAAACAACCAGAUCGUCCUGCCAGAGGACAUAGCCGAGAUAGAGGCGCUGAACCUGGGGAACAACUCCCUGCAGGAGCUGCCGGACGGGCUGGGGUCCACCCUCAACAACCUGCGCAUCCUCAUCCUCCGCAGGAACAAGUUCAGCUCCGUUCCCCGGGGGGUGUUCGAGCUGGGCCAGCUGGUGGAGCUCGAUAUGAGCCACAACAGCCUGAGAAGCCUGUCUGAAGGCGUGGGUCAGCUGAAGGGGCUGAAGAAGCUGUGCAUCAGUCACAACAAAGUCCAGAGCCUGCCAGCUCAGAUUGGGCUGCUCCAGUCCCUGGAGGAGCUGGACAUCAGCUUCAACGACCUGCACAACCUCCCCAGAUCCUUCUCCGGCCUCCUCAGCCUGCGGACGCUAGAUGCAGACCACAACAAGCUGAACCAGUUCCCCCCUGAGAUCCUGGCCCUGAAGGAGCUGGAGGAGCUGGAUCUCUCCGGGAACAAGUUUGAGGUGUUACCAGCCGACAUCACGAGGCUGAAGUCCACCAAAAUCCUGUGGCUCAGCAGUCUUCACACGUCCUCCUUACCCGACACCUUCUGCCACCUGCACAGCCUGGAGAGCCUGAUGCUGGACGGGAACCACCUGAGUUCGCUGCCGCCUGCAUUCAGCUGCCUGCAGAGACUGAAAAUGAUCAAUUUAUCCUCCAAUGAGUUCCAGAACUUCCCCCAGGUUCUUCUAAGCAUCACAGGGUUGGAGGAACUUUACCUGAGCAGGAAUAAACUGACUCAUGUUCCAGAGGAGAUUGGUCAGCUGGUGAAGCUGGUCAACCUCUGGUUGGACAAUAACAGCAUCACACACCUGCCCGACUCCAUCGUGGAGCUGGAGAAGUUGGAGGAACUGGUUUUACAGGGUAACCAAAUAGCGAUUCUUCCAGAUCAUUUUGGGAAACUGUCUAAAGUGAACAUUUGGAAGGUGAAGGAUAACCCGCUCAUCCAGCCUCCCUACGAGGUGUGUAUGAAGGGCAUCCCUUACAUCGCCGUCUACCAGAAGGAGCUCGCCCAGUCGCAGCACGCCGUGAAGCCGCGGCUCAAACUGGUCCUGAUGGGGAUGAAGGCUGCUGGGAAAACCCGGCUGAGGCAGAGCUUGGUGAGCACCAAGCAGGACGUCCGAGGAGCCCAGGGAAGCAAAGGGAUCGAAGUCACCAACUGGGUGGCGGAUGCUGAUCGCCAUCUCACCUUCCUGGUGUUCGAUCUGUCAGGAAACCAAAACUACGACCUCAUCACUCCCUUUUUUCUGUCCCCCGGUGCUCUCUUCAUCCUUGUCCUCAAUCUCAAAACAUACUCACCCAAGAACUUCUACGCCCACGUGGGGUAUUUCCUCCACCUGCUCUGUGCCAAAGUCCCCCACGCCGUGGUGUGCUUGGUGGGCACCCACGCAGACCUGUGUUCGGAGGCGGAGCUGGAGGAGAAAACUCUGGACAUCCACCAGCAGAUUGGGCUGCAGGAGAAGAGGGACACCCAGACCCUGAGGAGCCUGGCUCAGCAGGUGGACCACGCCCUGGAGCAGGGCUUCAACGUCCGCACCUCCAGCCCUCACGUGCUGUUCUACGGUGUCAGCGACCGGAACCUGAGGCGGCGGAAAGCCCAGCUGCAGUACAUGCUGAACCACCGGCUGCAGAUCCUGUGCCCCGUCCUGAGCGUCAGCUGCACGGAGAUGCAGAGGAACAUCCGGCGGCUGCAGGAGAAGCUCAUGUCCGUCGCAGACCACCGGGACAUCUUCCCCAACCUCCACCGCGUGCUGCCCAAGUCCUGGCAGAUGCUGGAGGAGCUGCACUUUAAGUCCAAAGAUCUGUGGCUGUCGUGGUGGAACUCGGCCCGUUUGGGCCUCCAGGCGGGACUCACCGAGGACCGGCUGCAGAGCGCCUUGUCCUACCUGCACGAGAGCGGGAAGCUGCUCUACUUUGAGGACAGUUUGACCCUGAAGGAGUACGUUUUCCACAACCUUCCACGCUUCAUCGCAAUUCUGAAUGUCUUCUUCCAGAGGGACGAGUCCACUCUGUUGGACCGCCUGCUGUCCGAGGGGGAGAGGGGGGACAAGGGGAGGGUGAGUCUGGUUAUAGAAGACGAGAAGGGCGAGAACCUCAGGGUCACCCACCUGCAGCACCACGUUGAGGACUUCCUCCAGCACGGCCUUCUGCCCUCCAAUGUGAUCCGGCUGCUCCUGAGGCCGCUUAUCCAGACCCAGCAGGACCUCCACCUCAUCAUGGAGCUCCUGGAGAAGAUGGGGGUCUGCUACUGUAUCAACAAACCCCGUAGCAAGCCCCUGAACGGAGCCACGGUCUGGUACAAGUUCCCCAGCUAUGUCAGCAGCCAGGAAGCACGGGUGGAGGCUACUGCCGGAGGCAGCGCUCUCCCCGUCAGUCCCCUCUUCUCCGUGGAGCAGCUCCACGUCCAGUACAGCUUCCCCUUCCUGUUCCCCCCCGGCCUGUUCGCCCGCUUCAGCGUGCAGAUCAACGGCCAUGUGGUCCAGCGCUCGGACAGCAGGGAUCAGAUCUUGGCCUAUCGGGGGAAGGUCCCGGUGGUGAUCAGCCACCGGCCGUCCAGGGGGAAGCUGCAGGAGGAGACGCUGUCCAUCGCCAGCCACGCCUCGUUGCCCAACAUGUGGACUGCGUGGCAGGCCGUCACGCCGCUGGUGGAGGAGCUGAACGCGCUGCUGCAGGAGUGGCCUGGCCUGCACUACUCCGUCUACAUCCUCUGCUCCAAGUGCCUCAAGAGAGGGUCGUCAAGCCCACACGCCUUCCCAGGUGAACUGCUGAGCCAGCCGCGACCUGACGGUCUGACCGAGAUCAUCUGUCCAAAGAACGGCUCGGAGCGGGUCAACGUGGCUCUGGUUUACCCCCCGACUCCCACCGCCACCAGCCCCAAGUGACCUGCUGACCCCCAACGCCUCACCCUGCUCGUCCCCUCCACCUCCUCCGCCAGACUCCUCCUCCUCCUCCGCCAGACUCCUCCUCCUCCAUCACCUGACCCCUCCUCCUUCACCUGACCCCUCCUCCUUCACCUGACCCC
Melanotaenia boesemani (Boeseman's rainbowfish) is the source of this 3622-nucleotide messenger RNA. RefSeq names its product malignant fibrous histiocytoma amplified sequence 1 (gene mfhas1). The transcript is spliced from 2 exons. The record is from RefSeq and is a predicted model, not a curated record. NCBI's taxonomy places the organism in Eukaryota, Metazoa, Chordata, Actinopteri, Atheriniformes, Melanotaeniidae. The coding region runs from base 408 to 3482 and encodes 1024 amino acids. Gene Ontology annotation, molecular function: protein binding.